AUGGAUUCAGGUUUGCUGCGAUCAGAAGGUGGAGUCGUGUCCCAAAUGCCCACGAAUUUCGUUUGGCCAAAGGAGUAUUUGGUGGAUGCCCAAGGCGAGCUCCAAGCACCAGUGGUGGAUCUUGAUGGGUUUCUGAGAGGGGACGAAGAGGCCACACAAUGUGCUGCAAAGCUCAUAAUGGAAGCGUGCUUGAACCAUGGCUUUUUCCAAGUGAUCAACCAUGGGGUUGAUUCAUGCCUCAUUCGUGAAGCACAUCAUCAAAUGGACACUUUCUUUAAGCUCCCAAUUCACAGGAAGUUGAGUGUUCACAAGACACCAGCUUCCAUGUGGGGCUACUCUGGUGCACAUGCUCAUCGCUUCUCCUCCAAAUUGCCAUGGAAGGAAACCCUCUCUUUUCCCUACCAUGACAACACCUCCGAACAUGUUGUAACCAACUACUUUAAAUCCACCAUUGGAGAAGACUUUGAACAAGCUGGAGUGAUAUUCCAGAAGUACUGCGAUGGUAUGAAGCAGUUGGGGUUGAAGCUGACGGAGCUAUUGGCCAUAAGCUUAGGCGUGGAUAGGUUGCAUUUCAGGGAGUUGUUCUCCGAUGGAUGCUCCAUCAUGAGAUGCAACAACUACCCAUCUUGCCAACAACCGAACCUUACGUUGGGGACAGGACCACAUUGUGAUCCAACAUCAAUAACCAUACUUCACCAAGAUCUUGUUGGGGGACUUGAUGUUUUUAUGGACAACCAGUGGAAGACGGUUCCACCUCGUCUCGAUGCCCUUGUAAUCAACAUUGGAGACACCUUCAUGGCGUUAUCAAAUGGGAGAUACAAAAGUUGUGUGCAUAGGGCAGUGGUUAACAAGUACAAGGAGAGGAAGUCGUUGGCGUUCUUUCUGUGCCCUAAAGAAGACAAGGUGUUGAGAGCCCCAGAUGAAGUUAUUGAGAUGGAUGGGACGAAGCAAUAUCCCGAUUUUACAUGGUCAGAUUUACUUCAUUUCACGCAAAACCACUACAGAGCAGACCAAGCUACUCUGCCAAAUUUCUUCAACUGGUUCCUAUCUUCCAAAACCACAGACUAGCUUUUCGCUAACCUACAAAUCCAUUCUGUUCUACUACUUUUUCUUUUUCAACCACCUUCUUCAACACAAUCUCCCUUCUAAAUUCUCCCUCUACUUUUCCCACCUACUCUCCAAAACUUUUCUACCAUCCAUCUCUCUUCCACUUUGCUUAUCCACUCGCCUUAAUCUUUCGUCUACUACCUUUUUC
Messenger RNA from Vigna umbellata (rice bean), 1255 nucleotides. RefSeq names its product gibberellin 20 oxidase 2-like. NCBI's taxonomy places the organism in Eukaryota, Viridiplantae, Streptophyta, Magnoliopsida, Fabales, Fabaceae. The record is from RefSeq and is a predicted model, not a curated record.